Nicotiana attenuata is the source of this 1641-nucleotide messenger RNA. RefSeq lists its product as uncharacterized. The coding region runs from base 1 to 1641 and encodes 546 amino acids. The transcript has a single exon. Gene Ontology annotation, biological process: telomere maintenance; DNA repair. Gene Ontology annotation, molecular function: DNA helicase activity. Lineage: Eukaryota; Viridiplantae; Streptophyta; Magnoliopsida; Solanales; Solanaceae. The record is from RefSeq and is a predicted model, not a curated record.
AUGUCAUAUAAGGAUCUUUUGACAGUAAAUGGAGAGCCUUGUAGUACUUUCAGAGAGUCCGUAGAAAAAAGAGGAUUAUCGCACUGUGAUAAUAGCUUGAUAGAGUGUAUGUCUGAGGCCGCAAGUUACCAAAUGCCAUAUAGUUUACGACGUUUAUUUGCUACGUUACUGGUAUAUUGUGGUCCUGCCAACCCCAGAAAAUUAUGGGAACAAUUUGAAGAAUCGAUGAUUGAAGACUAUAAAGUGUUACAAACUAUUGAAAGAAGAGAAAUUCGAUAUCAAGCUCUGAACCAUAUCAAUGACAUUUUACAUUCCAUGGGUCAUGAUGUAAAUGAGUAUGAACUUAUUUCAGAAACUAUCAGGCCUUCUACGACAGCAAAAGAGGCAAAAGAGAUUCAUUUUGGAAGAUCUAUUAUUGUUAGCGAAGAUGACGUAUUGUUGCAUAGGAAAUUAAACAAAAAUCAAUUGAUUGCAUAUAAUGUGAUUACUGAAAGGAUAUUUUCGAAUAAACCAGGUGCAUUUUUCGUAGAUGGUCCAGGAGGAACAGGGAAAACUUUUUUGUACCGUGCUUUAUUAGCAACUGUACGAUCCAUGGGAUAUAUAGCUUUGGCAACAGCUACUUCUGGUGUUGCUGCUUCUAUUCUCCCAGGAGGACGUACUGCACAUUCACGUUUCAAAAUUCCUAUUGACAUCGAUGAAAAUGCCAGUUGUAACAUUAGCAAAGAAAGCGCACUUGCAGGUUUAAUCCGAGAUGCAAAAUUGAUUGUAUGGGAUGAGGUAUCUAUGGCCAAAAAAAGAAUGUUGGAAGUUUUUGAUCUACUCUUAAAAGAUUUGAUGGAUACAAAUGCAUUAUUUGGCGGAAAAGUUGUUGUUUUAGGAGGUGACUUCAGACAAACUCUUCCUAUUGUGCGCUACGGAAAAAAAGAAGAUUUCAUCAACGAAAGUUUAUUAUAUUCUAGCAUUUGGAAUAAACUUGAAAAAUUAAAAUUAUCUGAGAACAUGAGAGCAAAAAUAGAUCCUGCAUUUUGUGAUUAUUUGUUAAGAAUUGGAAAUGGACAAGAACGAGUCAAUUCAGCAAACAAGAUUGAAAUUCCAGAUUCUUUGAUUAUUCCUUACACAACCGAAAAAGAAUCCCUCGAUAAACUAUUCACAGCGACAUAUUCAAAUUUGGAUUCGUUAUGCUCUAAUUCAUUUUGUACAGAUUCCCGUGUGAUCUUGACAACAAAAAAUGAUUUCGUCGAUGAAAUUAAUGACAUGCUUAAUGAUCGAUUUACUGGAAAAUCAAAAAUAUUUAUUGGCACCGGUGAAGCUAUCGAAUUUAAUAACCAAACACAAUUUGAAGAUCUACUACACAUUUUAAAUCCUCCUGGUUUGCCCCCUUAUAAAUUAUGUUUGAAAGAGAAUUGUCCAAUUAUAUUAUUGCGAAAUUUAAAUCCAUGUGAAGGUUUAUGUAAUGGCACGCGAUUGACUUGCUGUAAUUUUAAAAGCCAUGUGAUCAGCGCUAAGAUUACGACAGGUGAUUUCAAAAAUAUGCACGUGUUUAAAUCCAGAAUUCCAUUAUUAUCAUCGCAGGAUGAAAAAAUGCCUGUGCAAUUUAAAAGAACGCAAUUUCCUGUUCGACUAUGCUAUGACAAUAAAUAA